This is a messenger RNA of Didymodactylos carnosus, 267 nucleotides long. NCBI's taxonomy places the organism in Eukaryota, Metazoa, Rotifera, Eurotatoria, Philodinida, Philodinidae. The record is from the annotation of a GenBank genome assembly.
AUGAUAUUGAGUCAGCGAUUGAGAAUGACAGUGAUCAAGAACAGCGUAAUGAACUCAAGCAUGGAGUAUUGUGGUGGCGUAAAGAAUCUUAAAGUCGGAGUUGUGGAUUCAGUAGAACUUUUCGGUUUACCGCGUGGAAAAAUUCCUGAAAUCAGUAAUAUACGUGAUAUUGAAUAUUCGCUGAAUGGUAUGCUUCUGAGAAAGGCUUCUGGAAUUGAUGCUGGUCAUUUAAUUGCUUAUCAAAAUCUUGGCAUUGAAAUAAUAUGA